This is a messenger RNA of Cokeromyces recurvatus, 1107 nucleotides long. Its product is annotated as Alpha/Beta hydrolase protein. Bases 57 to 1061 code for a protein of 334 amino acids. Lineage: Eukaryota; Fungi; Mucoromycota; Mucoromycetes; Mucorales; Mucoraceae. The record is from RefSeq and is a predicted model, not a curated record. Gene Ontology annotation, molecular function: hydrolase activity. The transcript is spliced from 3 exons.
UAAAAUAUAAAAUUUAUUUGAGAAUGUUUUAUUCUAUUUUAUAACAUUUUAUUUCCAUGUCGUUAUUUCAUGACUUUAAACGUUGGAUUACUAUUUGGCUAUUAACUUUUUCCUUUAGUUUUCCUAUUGUUACAUAUUCACGUAGAAUUAUACAUUAUCUUCAAUUAUUCUUAUUUCGUUCAAGAUCAGAUUGGAUUCACAUUGAAGAACCUUAUGGUUAUUGGAUUGCAGAAGAUUUAAAGAAAAAUGUUAAAAGAGAAGCUCUGAUGGAUAGAAUCUCGGAAGCUAAUGUGAUAUUAUUAUGGAUUCCAGGAGGAGGAUUUCGAUUUGAUUUAGGCCGAUUAUACACAUCCACUUUUACAACUUGGAUUAGAGCACUUGAAGCAGAUAAAGGAAUAAAAAGCAUGAUCUUUGUUGCAAAUUAUAAACAUGGACCUGAAAAUAGGUUCCCUUCUGCAAUUAACGAUAUUGCAAGAACAUAUGAUUGGCUAAUUCAUAUUCUUCAAAUUCAUCCAAAAAAGAUAAUUAUUGGUGGUGAUGAUGCAGGUGUAGCUAUUGCUUUAGACACUUUAUUUACUAAAAUACCUUCCAAUCAAAAGCCUGCUGGUUUUAUUUGCGCUUCUCCAUAUACUGGUCUUGAAGCAGGUGGAGAUUCCUGGAGAGCUAAUUUAGGUCAAGAUAUCAUUAAUGAAAAAUCAAUUACUUGUAUGGAAAAUGCUUAUAUGGGCCCUGAAAAUGAAGAUGAAUAUGACUCUGAUGAGGAAGAAGAAAAAGAAAGACAGUUGCGUCCCUUUGGCUAUUUAAGAAAUACUGUAGAGUUAGGUUCAUUUUUACCUUCUCGUUUACUUCUUUACUUGGGCGGUAAAGAGGUUUUAUUAGAUGAAGGAGGGCUUUUGGCUUCAAGAGCAAGAAGCUCAGGGGUUCAAGUUAUAGUUGUUCAAGAGCCUUCAGGAGCCCAUCUUUGGUCUAUGUUACCUGAUAUUUUUAUAAAGGAUCUAUCUAUUAAACAAAAUGCUAUUGAUAGAUUUGUAGAAUUUAUUUCAGAAACCAUUCAAUAUUAAUAAAUUAGUGCUGUAUUUAAUGCAGAUACACUUGUUUAAAAAUUAA